Molecule: messenger RNA, 20484 nt
Organism: Cryptosporidium muris RN66
Lineage: Eukaryota; Apicomplexa; Conoidasida; Eucoccidiorida; Cryptosporidiidae
Exons: 2
Coding region: 1-20484 (6827 amino acids)
Biological process (GO): ribosomal large subunit assembly; rRNA processing
Cellular component (GO): preribosome, large subunit precursor
Molecular function (GO): ATP hydrolysis activity; ATP binding
Source: RefSeq, a predicted model, not a curated record
AUGGAGAAGAAUAUAGCUGAUCUAGCUAUAGAGCUAGAUUUAAUAUAUCGGGAUUUACUAGAAUAUGAGAAGUUUCAAAAUCUACAAGGUAUCGGUGAUCAUAUUACUAUUCAUAGCAGCAAUAUUAAUCAUAUUAAGAAAUUAUAUAAUGAUAUAAAAGAGGUCUUAUGUGAAGUUAAUGACAUAACUUCAUUAUAUACUAAAAAAUUCAGUGAAUUACUAACUAAUUACUAUAUAUAUGGAUCAUUAACACCUGAAAUAUCCCACAUAUUUCUUAAACGUAAUCCUUGGUUUAUAUUUCUCUUAUUAAAUAUAACUAUGGGUGAUAUCAACAACUUAAAUUCUAUUUUUACUGAUUUUAUCUGCCAUUAUAAAAAAGACUCUUUUGUGAAUAUUAAUAACCCUAUACUUAUUGGAAAUAUUUGGUACUUUUAUUCUAGCCUGAUACACAUCCCAUUAAUAAAAGAGUAUACAAUUAAUUUUUGGACAGAUACUGAACUUAGACUGAAGGAUAUUGAUUUAAUCGUAAAUUACAUCAAUAAUUUUACCAAUAUUGUGGACUGUAAGUCCAAUGAUAAUGUUGAUAAAUACUUAAAUAUACUAAUAAUUCUGAGAUCAUUAAUUUUAUUGUGUGAAAAUGUACAAAUUGUUAAAGAUAUACUAUUAAGAAGUGACUUAACAAAGUGUUUAAGAUGUUUUAUCAGUGGUUUUAACAAAAGUGGUUGCAACCAGGUGACUUCAAGUAAGCCAACAGUAUAUUUAAGUAUUAGAUUGUUUACUAGUAUAAAUUCAUUUAACGAAAAAGAAAAGCUAAAAUACUAUGAAAUGUAUAAUAUUUUGGAUUUUUCCAGAAGUAUUCAACUAUUACAGUUACCUAGAGAGCUUUCAAAGGUUGAAUAUUAUAUUACAAAACUAAUAUUAUUACCUCCCCCACUGGAUACUAUCGAUUUUUUAAGAAAUCCAACUAAUUUUUCUAUUCUUAAGAAACUUAUAUAUCCAUGUUUAAUUCAUAGAUGUCUCAUAAGCCCACAAAAAAAACUUGAUAUUGAUAAUUAUAAAAUAUUAAGUAUAUCUGAAUUAUGGAAAGAUAAUAAUACUUAUUUGAAUAUUUAUAAUAAGGAUACACAAAGUAGUAUGCUAAAAAAAGUUCUAGCUUCUGUAAUGGCUAACAGACCUUUGUUAUUUAUUGAAAAUAUAAUGAAUGGCUUACGUAUUUAUAAUACUUUACUUAAUGUUGCUUUAAACAUCUAUAAAGCUAACAUAUCAAGAAAUAAUGACAACUCUAAUUUAAUAUCUAAUCAGUUAAGUAGAUAUAAUGGUAAUAUUAUAAGUCUUUACUUAGAUAGCUCUAUAGAUAGUAAGAUCUUAAUGGGAGCAUGGAUUUGUGGUGAGAAACCUGGGGAUUUUGUUUGGAAAUAUGGUAUCCUUGCAGAAUGUAUGAUAAAUGGAUCUUGGUUAUUAAUUGAAAAUAUUGGGAAUGCUCCAUCAGAUGUAAUGGCUAAGAUCAAUGAAAUUGUUGACAUAAUCAGUAGCUGUAAAUUUAAACAUGGUAUUGUUUCAAGGUAUUUAGAUAUUCCUGAAUUAAAUAGUAGAAUCAAAAUACAUCCAAAUUUCCGCUUAUUUGGGACAGUGAUAGUAAAUAAUGAAGACUUGGAUAAACAUGUUGCUAUAAAUCCUGAGGUGUUUAAGGAAGUACAGGUGCAGGUACAUGACAACAUUGAGGAGAUAUUAGAUGAUGAAUAUAAACAUAUUAAACACAAUAUUAAUCUUGAAAUUGAAUACUUUAAGCUGAUUACUAAGGAAAUGCAGGUUCCUAACUUAACAAGUGACAACCCUCUUUCGGUUCAGCACUCUAAGUGGUUUCUAGAAUACGUUAAUAGCCCGACUGAUUUAGAUUUUAAACAAAGAUUAAAGGUAAUAUUCCCAGAGUUAACUCCAUUUAUUAGUUGCCUAAUAAGUGGAUAUUUCAAUAUUUGCAAUAUGCUAUAUACAAAUAAAAAAUUACUGAAUAUCAACAUUAGAAUCCCAUCAAGUAGAGAUUUUGUUAUAUCAUGUGAGAGAGUGUCAUUUAUUUUCAAAGAUCAAAAUAUAAAUAUUACUCCUCAAGAUGAAAGUGAUUAUCUUAGUAGGCACUUCUUGUCUGAACCAAUGAAACUUAAAAUUUGCUUUCAUGCUUGUAAUACUUUGGCUGACCAUAUUCCAUUUAUUCAAUUUAGAAUCAAAGCAUAUCUUGUAUUUUGUAGUGCUUUUAAUUUAAAUCAAGCUCAAGUGUUCGAUUGUAUUAGAAAUCAAAGAUUUAUGAUUGAGAAAUAUCAAGGCAAAUAUGGUAUUAGAAAUGAGAUACUUGGUUGUAGUCUAAAAUUUGAGUAUGAAAAAGACAGAGGUGAGAAUAAUAUGGAGGAAUAUUUAGACACUCCUCAAAAUAAUGGAAUAGAGUUUCAGAAAACUUUAGACUCUUCUUUAUCGGAUAACUCAAUUGUAUAUACAUCGCAGUCUAAUUAUUCCUAUACAAGUAUCCACUCAAAAUUAUUAUAUGACUUAGCAUUAUCAAUUAGAAAUAACGAAGCUGUCUUGCUAGUUGGAGAUACAGGAACAGGAAAAACAACUGUAAUACAGCAACUUCAUUCAUUGUAUUAUGCAAAUUUACCCAAUGAUAUCAAUAAGUGCCAACUUUUGAUUUAUAAUUUUAGUGAACAAAGUGAGUCAAGUGACUUGAUUGGAUCAUAUAAACCGAAUUAUAUUGGAGUAGAUAUUCGUUCUUUGUAUAAUGACUAUGUUGUAUUAUUGGAACGAAGCAAUAUUAGUAAAAAAAAGAAUUCUGCAGUGCUACAAAAACUUACUGAUUUAAUAAAUAAAGAACAAUGGUUAAAAACUUUGCAAAUAAUUCAAAAAGUGACGAAAACUAUUAUCUCACAGUAUCAAGAGGUAAUUUGUGAUAAAAGCAAACAUAAUUUUGGCAAUUCUAGUAAAUUGGAAGAAUCCAAAAUUAAGACUAAUACACCAAAUACAUCUGAAAUAUUAAUCCAAAAGAUAUAUCCCAGCAAAAAACGUAAUUGGAUGAAUAAAACAAAUAUAGAAAACAUCUGGGAAUUAAUCACUUAUUGGCGUGAGAUAGAUGCAACAUGUACAAAUUUAUUGAUGGACAAUAGAAUAAGAAACUCUGCAAACAAAUCUGAAUUGGAAUCUAAUUUAUCCCCUCAAUUUCAGUUUAUUGAUGGUAUUCUAACUAGAGCAAUUAAAGAAGGACAUUGGAUAAUUCUUGAUGAAAUUAACCUUGCACCUAAUGAUACUCUGCAAAGACUUAUACCUAUACUUAGUAGAGAUUGCUGCAGAAAUGUAGGAAAUUGUAAAAUAUCUUUAUAUAGCAAGAAAGUAACUUUUUUAAUCCCUGAAAAAGGAAAUGAAAUAAUUGAGGUACAUCCAAGAUUUCGGUUGUUUGCAUGUAUGAACCCUUCAUCUGUCCCAUUGGAUAUUAUUGAUAAUAAAAAACUUUUAGAUGAGCUCAUAAACAAUACAAACAGCUCUAACAUAUCUGAAUCCACUAUAGAAUCAUCUAAUUUUUUAAAGACUUCUAGAGUACGUGCAACUCCUGGUAAACGCGAAUUACCAUAUCUUGUUAGAUGCCUAUUUACUGAAUACUUUGUAGAUGAGGUAUAUUCAAGAAAAGAUUUGGAAGAUAUUGUAUAUGAAUACAUGAAAGAUGUACUAAUAACGAACCAAGUACAAAUUGGUGUUCUUGUAGAUAUAUAUCUGGAAUUGAAGUCCCUUUCUAACAAACAUGAAAUUACAAUUGGUAUAGAAGGUAAUGGAUAUGGAGCACCACAAUAUUCUUUAAGAACUUUUACAAAUAGUUUAUGCUAUAUUAGAAAUAUACUUUGUGUUCAAAAUCAGUGGAAAUCAAACGGUAAACUUAUAACUAACCAUAGAACUAGUGAUAACAUACUCACAACUAUAUUGGAUGGUAUACUUAUGAGCUUCGCAACACCAUUAAUUAGCGACUCAUUCAAACGAGUAGAAGCACUUGUUAGACGGAUUCUUGGUAUCAGUAAAAUACAAAAUAUCUCAAAUGUGGGAACAUUAGAUAAUCUUUUGAGAUUAAACAUAUUUGAGGCUCCAUAUAUCAAUUUUUCUAGUUUGACUGCACGAAAAGAUUUGCAAAAAAGAAGUGUUUUAGGCUCACAGAUGGUAAAAUAUGUAGAUAUUAAUGGAUAUAUUAUUAAUGCUGGGGAGGAGAUACUAGAUAAUGAAAUCAUAGAUGAAAUGAGAAGGGAAUUUGUGAUAACACCAUCUGUACUUGAAAACUUAACAAAAAUUGUGCGAAUUUUAUCUGGAUGUAGGAAUCCAAUUUUGAUUGAAGGCCCCACAUCUACGGGUAAAACAUCUCUGAUUAAAUUUGUCACUGAAAUUACAGGGCACAAAUUUGUCAGAAUAAACAAUCACGAACAUACUGAUAUUGAGGAAUACUUUGGAAGAUAUAUGCCAAGCUUAGAAACUGGGAAUUUAAUUUAUACUGAAGGACCACUAGUUACUGCUGCAAGAAAAGGUUACUGGCUAGUAUUAGAUGAAUUAAACCUUGCUCCUAGUGAAGUUUUGGAGUCUUUAAAUCGUCUUUUGGAUUCCAAUAGAGAAAUUUUCUUACCUGAAACUGGAGAAACAAUUAAAGCACAUCCUGAUUUCCAAUUGUUUGCAACACAAAAUCCAGCAGGCAAUAUUUAUGGUGGAAGGAAGGUAUUAUCUCAAGCAUUUCGUAAUAGAUUUGUCGAGAUUUAUAUAGAUAACAUCGUAAGUAGUGAAUUGGUGACAAUAUUAUCAAGUAGAUGUAUCAUACCACCUUCAUAUGCAGAAACAAUGGUUAAUAUAUUUACUGAACUCCAGCAACAUAGAUUGACUUCACAACUAUUUUCUGGAGAUAUGAGCUUUAUGACAGUUAGAGAUCUAUUAAGAUGGGGUAAUAGGCUUGCUAAAAAUAUCGAUAAAUAUGAAUUAUUAAUCCAAGGAUUCUUUUUAAUAGGAGAAAGAAUAAGAAAUGAAGAGGACAAAGUUGAGGUUGCCCAGAUAUUGUUGAAAAACUGUCAACUUUUAAAUAUAAAAUUGAAUGAUAUUCUAAGUGCCACCAUUAAAGAGUAUGAGUAUGAAGAACUUGAUAAAAAAAACAGUAACAGGAGGAAGAAACCAAAGCUUGCUAUCACCAAUGAAUCUAGUAUUUAUUCAUUUCUAAACAAAUUACAAGAACCUAUUAAACUACUAAAGGAAUCGCGAAAUAUUAUUAUGACUGAUACUUUUAAAAGAAUGGCUAGGUUAGUUAACUAUUGUAUUGAGUUUGAUGAACCUGUUUUACUUGUUGGUCCAACUGGAUGUGGCAAAACGACUAUUUGUCAGGAAUUUGCUUCUGCAAAAGGAAGACGUUUAUAUGUUAUAAAUUGUCAUCAGCAUAUUGAAGCUGGUGAUAUGUUGGGUUCUUUAAGACCAAGUAGAGAUGCAGCCACUCAACUUAGACAAGAGCUUAGAAAUUUACUAAACGAAUUUUCUUGUUUAGCUAAUUCUAAUCACUGCAAUAAUAAUUUUAAUAUUCAUAUUCAAGGAAUUCUAGAUUUAAUAAAGCACGUAGUUGAGAUCAUAAGCGAUCAAGAUAAAUAUAUUAAUCAAAAAUUGUAUGGUGAAUUCCAAUUAUCUUUCAAGUCCCUAAAGGAACAAAUAGAAGCAUUAUCAUCUGAAAGUAUUAGACUUAAGACAGAUGAUUUAGAUAGUAAUUAUUUUUAUUUACUAUCCAAAGCUAAUGAAAUUCUUUUUCAGUACCAAAAGGAUCAAACAAAUAAUGAAAAGGGUGCCCUAUUUGAAUGGCAAGAUGGUCCUGUUAUAGAAGCAAUGAAAAGUGGGAGUUAUCUGCUGUUAGAUGAAAUAAACUUAUGUGAUGACUCUGUAAUCGAAAGACUAAAUUCACUACUAGAAAAUGGAAAAGAUCGUACUAUCACAAUAACUGAAAAAAGUGAUAGUACUAAUAGCUUAAACUCCAGCAUGUUUAUCAAAGCUAACCCUAAUUUCCGAAUUUUUGCAACGAUGAAUCCAGGAGGAGAUUAUGGGAAACGUGAGUUAUCUCCGGCUCUUAGAAAUCGCUUUACCGAAAUAUUCAUUCCUUUACUUUCAUUAUAUAAUCUAAAGGAUGACAUUGAAGAGCUUAUAAGAAAUAAUUUAAGAAUAACCCAAAAAUAUUUCGAAAAUGAGGAUAUUAUCAAUUACACUUCAAAAGCUAUUUUAUUUGCCUCAGUGAUGUAUGAAAAUGACUUAAAUGGUAAUGAGAAUGUGAUUAAGAACUUUUGCGAAAAUAAUUUUCCAUCUAUGCCUAUGGAACUUCUAUAUAUUCAUGGACAAUCCAACAACUCAGUAUUUUCAAUAAGAGAUGUAUUAUCAUGGUCUAAUUUCGUCUCAAAUACAUUCAAUCAAGUUUGUAACUUUUACAUGGAUCAAACAGAAAAUGAAUUAUGUCUGAAAUCUAGACUAUCAGAGAUUUUGUGUAGUUGUAAAGAUUUGGAUAUAAUUAUUAAGUGGAUUUUAUUGAUACUUUCAGUUUGUGAAGUAUUUAUUCAUGGUGGAUGUUUAACUAUUACAGACUACACUAAUAGUAACUUCAAUGAAGGUAGAACAAUACUAGAAAUGAUGCUAAUUAAAAGGCUUUUAUAUAUAGCUGUUGAUGUCAUAAUAACUCCAUUAAUUAGAAGAAUUCCAAGUAACAAGUUUAUUAAUAAGAAAGACGAUUAUUUCACUUGCGAGCAAGAAAUAAAGAAAACUAUCUUUGAAAUUUUAGAGCAUAGAUUUAUUGAAGAGGAAGGAUUAGCAUGGAUUACUGAAUUAAAUCUAAGUAGAUCAAAGGCAUACUUCUCAGAGGCUAAUUAUAAAAAUGAGGUAUCUAUUGGCCCAUUUAAAAUAAGGCGAUUAUGUCAAAAUAAUAAUGAUGAAAUUUGCAAAGGAAAAAGUACAAAGGAUAGAUUUACAUUAUGUGCACCUACCAGCUUGAGGAAUAUUGCAUGUGUAUUAAGGGCUAUGAGUAUUCAGAAACCUAUUUUACUGGAAGGUUCGCCAGGUAUUGGAAAGACAGCAUCUGUUGGUAUAAUUUCAAAGAUGAUAGGUAUGAAGUUACAUCGAAUAAAUUUAAGUGAGCAGACUGACUUAACUGACUUAUUUGGCUGUGAAAUUCCUCAGAAAAGGCAAAAUCAGAGUGUAGAUAUAAAUACAAGUGAUGAAUCACUAGAAACACAAAAUAUUUCUAAUUCUCUGAUAGGGUGGUCUGAUGGGAUUUUAUUAAGAGCAAUGCGUCAAGGUGAUUGGGUAGUCCUAGAUGAAUUAAACUUGGCUACUCAGCAAAUAUUAGAAGGUUUAAAUAGUAUUAUGGAUCAUAGGAGGAAUGUUUAUAUUCCAGAAAUAGGACAACUAGUUACAUGCCAUCCAAACUUUCGGAUAUUUGCAACACAAAAUCCAGUAAUUGAAGGUAGUGGAAGAAAAGGACUUCCUCAAAGUUUUUUAAAUAGAUUUACAAAAUUAAGCAUUAAGAAAUUAAAUUCACAAGAUUAUUAUACUAUUGGAAUGUCACUCUACUCAAAUUUACCAGAAAAGAUUAUAAAAGUAUCUAUUGAUAUUAUCUUAUCUAUUAGAAGUUACCACAGAGAAAUAAAACCUCUUAAAAAUGGAAAUGAUUGGGAAUGGAACUUACGAGAUGCUAUUCGUUUACUUGAAUUAGUUCAAUAUAACUUCAAUUUAGUUACAGAAAAUACUCAGGAUUUUCAUAUUUCCAGAUUUCCAGGUGUUCUCUCAAAUGAUAUCCCAAGAAAGUAUCUUCAUUACUUAUUACAGUCAUUAUAUCAUAGUAUCGAAAUUAUUUGUAUAUCAAGACUCCAAUGUGAAAUAGACAAAAAUAAUAUAUGGAAAAUUAUACAUAAAAAAAUUCGCCUAUACUUUACACUCAACUAUAAUCAAUUAUCAACAAUAUCAAAUUAUAUAAUUAAUCAGCCUUAUUUUGCACUUAAGAGACUUGAAUUUAAUAAAAUUUCGGUUAACUGUUAUAUUGGACAUUUACCUAUUAAUACAUAUUUAUAUCAAUCUAUAAAUACGUCAAAUUCCGAUUUAGCUCCUUCAAGACAAAACCAUUUUAAAGCAGCUUUAGAUCUAAAUUCAAUACCGUUAUAUUUGAAGAAAUAUACUCUUAUAAUGGCAGAAUGUAUUUUAAUUAAUGAGCCAUUAAUGAUUGGCUGUGAAGUUGAAGAUAUAGAGAACAUAACUAGUUGCAUUUACUCAUUAUCAAGUUUUGCUUUUGAUAAUAUUACUGUGAAGGAAAUAAAUAUGACUCCUUCAAUAGAUACAAAUGAUCUAAUUGGAAAUUUUCAGCAAUACAACAGUGAUAUAAUAAUUAUUGAUAUUAUAAAUGUAAUCAAAUACAUAUUCAUAUACUGCAAAAAUCUACUUUUGAGAAAUUCCAAGAAAAUUCUUACUAAAAAUAUGGAUAACAAUACUUAUAUUGGUUUUUGGGAGAAAUUCUUUAAGUUGACAUCUUUAUACAAUGAAAUAGAAGGUUUGUCCAGGAAGUACACAGAUAAAAUUUAUAUAGGAGUGGUUGAAAGUGAGUCGAGUUUAAUAUUAGAUAAGCUUGUUGAAUUAAUAGAAAUAUGGAUGAAAUACAUUAAAACAGAAUUUGAUCAUAGAGAAGAACUAUCUAAAAAUUGUAAGGCUUCACUUGAAGAGAUAGAUUCAAAAUUAUUACUCUUAAAAAAUAAUGAAAAAAGGAGGAAGGCUAACUAUCCACAAUUUGAAUUUGUAUACUCAGACCUUAUAAAGGCAAUUAUUGCUGGUGAAUGGAUUAUAAUUAAAAAUAUCCAGAAUUGCUCAUCAACUCUAUUGGAUAGAUUAAAUGCAUUAAUUGAAGAUAAAACAAAUGAUCUAUUUAUUACUGAAAGUGGCGAAGCUAAAUAUAUUAAACGACAUCCUAACUUCCGUAUAUUCUUUGUAAGAAGCAACAUUUUCGAGUUAAAUCAAAGUCAAUUCAUAAGUAAUGCACUUAAAAAUCGUUGUAUUGAACUUUUCAUCUCAACUAAUCAAGAAGAAUACAUGCAACAUUGUACAGAGAAAGUUAGUGAGGUAGAUGACAACAGUUUAUUUAGAAAAAUGUCUCUGGAUCUUAAAGGAAAGCAUUUUACAUUUGUAAAUGAAAUACUCAAGCCAUGUAUUCCAAUAUUUCUUCAAGAUCUUCUGGAUAAAGUAUUUGAGAAUGAUUUAUUAAAUAUUGGGAGUAGUAAGAUUGGAAAUAUUGAUGCAAUAAAUGAUAUUAUAAAACGAAUAACAAUCAAAAUUGGUAAAUGUUCAUUGUGCAGACAAUUUAUUGAAGAUUUUAUGCUUUCCUAUGAGACUAUUCAUCCAAUUUUGCAGGCAGAAGCUAAUUUUUGGUUUUCUAGCUUAUUUUAUUCCCCUGCACUGAAAAAUUGCAACAUUUAUAACAAGAUAUUUGAUAGUGGAUAUUGUAAUUCAGUGUUAAAUAUAAUGCCAGCUGUAUACAUAUUAAUUGGUAGCUUUAUUAAACUUAUAAAUAUUCUUUUGGAGAUAAGUUAUACUCUUUUCAAUGGUGAUCAAUCAAACCUAUUAUUAAAAAAUGAAGUAAUGCAUAUCACUAAAUGUUUCUCAUCAAGUAAUGAAAUAAAAUUAGCUCUAGAAAAUAUAGAACAAUUGUGUUCAGAUGUUAAGGCAUAUAUUCUUGAAAGUAUAUUUUUAGAAAGUUCAUUCUACAUAAAGUGGCAAGAUUUGAUGUUUUCAAGUUUAUUAUCAGAAUUUGUAUUAGCAUUAAGUGGAAUAGAUGAUAUUGAUAAUAAUUCACUAGCUAUAAAUAAUGUUCAAUUACAACAUCUGAAUCUACUAACUAGUACAUUCCUAGAUUUAUAUCGUUUUUCAAAUUCAUCCAACAUGUUUUUAAUAGAAAAAAUACUUCAGUCAGCUAUAAGAACAACAAUAAAAAUGAUGAAUUUUAGGGAAUCAAAGUAUAAUAUUGAGCAACCCCUUCAAUUAAGCAAUAUAUAUACUGAUAAAUCUAUGAGCUUUCCAUCUCAAAUUUUGUUACAAGCUUCUAUUAUUUUCUCAAAUAAUAAUAUUUUUCAACAGCAACGAAUAAAUACAAAUUCUACGUUAAAUCAAAUAGACUCAUUAAAAAUAUCUUUUAAAAAUAGUGAAUACGUAUGGGAUUUGUACAAGAAGUUUUGUAUUUUCUUCAAAUAUGCUUCAGAAUUUGAUAUAGAAGAUAGAGUAUUAUUUAUUAAGAAUAUUUCCCUAGAAAUUGGUGAAGAUUCAAUUGAUGAAUUACUCAAUAUUUAUAAAAACAAUCUUGUUGAAUGCUUGUAUAAUAUAUGGAGUCCUAGAAAUGAAAUAAAAAAGAAACAGGAAUUAACUUUUUCAUGCAAUAAAUUAAUAUCACAAAGUAUGAGAAUAAUAUAUAAUCAAGAAUGUAUAGUAUCACUAAUGAAAUAUGAUAGCUAUUUCAUAAAUUCAGCUCAAAGUAUUAAUUUUUCAUUUAUGAAGGGUAUAAGCAAGCUAAUUCAUACUAGUGUAAAUAUCAUACUUCAUCCAAUAAUUCAGUUGGACGAAUGGAACUUACCUAUUUACACUUCCACUUUGUUAUAUAGUAUAAACAAAUUUUUUUCCAGUAAUAAACAUGAAACUGACCUAAAUUCUUCAAUAUUGAAUUGUGAUAUACUGUUUCAAUAUUUAAAGUCUUCUUACAUUAAUGAAUCUCAAGAAUGUAAGGAUAAGCUAUAUACUUUAUCAUUAAUUAAUGAGAUAGUCCUCGCUAGUCCAAUAUUAAUAUUAAGCAACAUAAAGAAGUUUAUAUCUUUAAUUAUAAGUUAUGUAUAUGAAGAUAUAUUGAACAUAUUAGAAAGCAAUUAUAAUAAAACAUUUUUCAAUUCAAUUGAAAAUACAGUAGAAAACAAUAUAAAUAAAAUAGAGUUCUAUGAACCGAAGCAAUAUAUAGAUUACGAUACAAUAUUGUUAUAUGUUGAAGUAUUUAAUAUCUUGGAACUAUUUAUAAAUAUGAUCUCUACUCCAAAUAUUGGAGAUUCACCCACAAUGGCAAUUGAAAUGAUUAGUAUCUGGAAAUUUAUAGGUGAAGAUAUAGUUAAUUUAAGUUUUGCAUUAUAUGGUAAUAUUGAAAAAAUUUCUAGGUACAGAUCAGAAUUGAAGAAUGUUAUUGGAUCAACAGCACUGUACAAUUACUUGGAAAGUCUAAUAUGGAACUUUAAGAGCAAUUGGAAAUUUUCUGAUUUAAACCUAACUAUUAUUGAAGACGGAAUAGAGAAACCUAUUCAUAUGGAAAGUUAUAUUGAGAGGGUUGUAAUAAAUAAUUUCAUGAAUGGACUAUUUUGUGGAUUUCAAGUAUAUAUAAGAAAUGAAGCACUGCAAAUCCAAUUGGGUUUAUUUAACUUACUUAGUUGUCCAGGAAUAAAUACCAAGUUUGAAGAUUUAGGUACAGCACGAAUUAGGAAUAGAAUAAUAUCAAUAUUUAAAAAUGAUUUAAAUGGAGCUUUAAAUCUUAUAUCUCAAAUUAAACUAUGCAACUUUGAAUUUAUUGAAAGAUCAGUAGAGCUAUUUAAGAGAAAUAAUAAACUAUACAAAAUUCUAGAUGGUAAUAAGAAACUUUCUUCAGAUGUAAAUACUGAUAUGUAUAAUAUUAAGUGGGAAAGUAUUCUAAUAAAACUGAGAAGCUUACUCACUUGUAACUUAAAUAAAGAAGAAACAAAGAGUCAAGUAUAUUUUGAAAAGUAUGAUGAAUGCAUUUCUGCAAAUUCCUUACUGUUUCCACUUAAAUUAGUUGAAGGUUAUACAAUAAAUUAUGUCAAUAAUUUAUUAUAUGUUUUAUAUUUGGAAAAACUUCAAUUAGGGAACCUAUCUAGAAAUGUCUUCAAUUCUAAUUUCUUGUUGAAAUUAUCCUUUCAUCUAACUAAUAUACUAGAGGAAGGACUUACCAUAAUAUAUAGUAAGGAUUCAAUAUCAAAAGUAAAUCCUCUUGAUAUUAAUAUAUCGUUUACUAACAUAAUUAAUAUUAUUACUGAUCUUCAAUCCUUAGGUUUUUUGUUUGAAUAUUUAGAGUCAGCUGGAUACCGGAAUGAAGAAUUGUCAAUUAAACUGGCUAAUCAAUAUAAAAUACAUCAACUCCUUUCAAGCACUGUAUUUUCACUAUUUCCAGAAAUUGAAGUAAAUUCUCAACCUAAAGUUAUUAAAUUAGACAAUAUUAAGUCAAUACUGGCAAAUAUAUCAUACAGCCUAAUACUUGAUAGGGACAAGAAUAUGAAUAUACAUAGGGAGGGGCAAAGUGAGGCAGAUUUGGAAAAUGAGGAUGAACAAGUGAUUUUGUCAAUAUUUUCUAGUAAAAUAAUGAAAUCUAUUUUAAAACUCCAUCCAUUGUCAAUAAUGACAAUUGGGUUGAACUUCAUAUCUGAGAGAAUUGCUGGGAUUUCUAUAAGAGAUUCCAUAAAUAUUAAAGAUAAGUUAUAUUUCAUUUCAAAUGUGAUGAGAGUUAAGAAUCACAAAAUAAUUAAUUGCAGGGGUGAAAUUAAGAGAUGUAGAAUAUCAGUUGAGUCACUACUAGUGAGAUUUUUGUUAGAAAUGGCAAUAUCAAAUAUGGCUUACUUCUUACUUUUAAAUGGUUUCAAUAAUAUCUCGAUAAAAAUAAAGAAUAUUUUACCAGUAAUAUUUGAUUACUUAGAUAGUAAUAAUAAUAGUGAAUUAAUUAAUUUGGGUUGUUCUAUUGAAGAGAUAAUUACUGAAUUAUCAAAUAUUCAGAAUGAGAGCUUCAAUGAGUUAGAAUACGGUUAUAUACAUAAUAUUGAUUACAAAAACCUAGAACUAUUGAGUGAUGGUGAACUAAGAUCCUCGGAUAUUAUUAAUAAGAAAAUUCAGGAUAAUGUACUAUUUAAAAAGAAGAUGGGGGAAUUACUAGAACUAUUUGUUAAAUAUAUUAAACUAUUGAAUUACUUCUUAUUUAGUGAGCUUAAAGAUUCACUUAUGAGUUGUUCUAUUAUAAUAUUAUAUUCAAGCAUUAUGAUGAUAUCCCUACCUUUAGAAUAUCAUCAUCGUUCACUUGAAAAGGUUGAUUAUUCUUCAAAUUAUAGGACAAAAGAAAAAUACUUUGAACUAGUAGAGAAGGGUCACUUUGAAACUGAAUACUGCUACAUUGAGAAAUUAAUGAAAGCAUCACAUUCCAUUAAUGAGGCAGUUAUUAAAAUAGAAAGUAAUGUAAUGAAGGGCUUAGUUCAAAAUAUAAAUGAUGUAAUGGAAGAAAUUAACAAAUUUAAAUUUGGUAAUAUUUUAAGAAACCUACAAUUUGUACAAGGUGAUAGAUCAAAAUUUAAUUGUAAGCUACUAGAUAAUACAAAGGGAGUAAUUGAGUGUAUUGGAAAUAUUCAAUCGGCUAUUCUUCAUAGUCAAUUUAUUAGGAUUUUAAGUGAUUGUACUGGAUCUUUAUUAGGGGAGCAAAAAUCCGGAGAAUUGGAUAUUAGAAAACAAUUCUUAUUGGAAUCUUUCAAUUUUACUACAGUUGAUAACUUUUUGUCAUUAAUAAGCUCAUUGAAUAGUUCAUUAUACACCAAUUUAGAUCCUGAUGUGAUUUUGUGUUAUGAUGAUAUUUUGAAACCAAUAAAAUUAAUUUUAUAUUCUUUAUCAAUAGGAGCCUCAUUAAUUUAUUUAGUCUCAAAUCUUAUGGAAAGUAACUCAACAUUGUGCAUGUCCAAAAAGUGCACUUUUGCAUAUACCACAUCUCAUGAAUGUUACAACUGCUCAUUAAAAACUAGGAAUCAAGUAAAUCACUAUAAUUUAGUUGUACCAUUUGAAAGUUAUGAUAUAUUUGCAGUAAAAAGCUACUCUGAUCUACUGAAUGCAGUGGAAGUAGUAAAUUUAUAUGAACAAGAACGUUUAUUGCUUGUUUCAGCAUUUGGCUCCUUCUCCCAUAUAUCUAGGAAUUCUUUAGCUAUAUGGGAGACAUUAAUAGAUACAAGUGCUUACAUAGAUCUAUAUAAUUCAGAGUUAACAAAGUUGAAUACAGUUCUUAGCUUACAAUUUGAACAAAAGGAGGUUUGUGGUCCAGAAACGAACAUGGUACAGAGUAAUGGACUAGUGAACUUGCCAGCACUUGAUAUAACUGAAUUAGAUAGUUCAAUAGUUAUGGGAAUGAUAGGUAGUGAAUAUGAAGGUCAAAGUGGCAAAUUGCUACUAAAUGGUGAUAUAAAUGAUUAUAUUAAGGAGAUUUCAGUAACUAAGAGUACCAGCAAUAAUAGAGAGGAUGCAAAAGUUAACGAGUUAAAUGCUAAAUAUAUGAAUAUUAAGCUUUUGUGUAGAGCAAUAAUGAAAACGAUUAAAAGAUUAUCUGUAUAUAACAGAAAUAAUCUUAUAGAUGGUGAUGAAUUGUUAUUCAACUAUGAAAACUAUAUUGAUACUAGAAGCCAAUGCCUUGAAGAGAUACUUCGAAAUCAUAUAUUAAGGUUGGUAUCAGUCAAAGUGAGCUAUGAUAGUAAAGAUACUUUUUCGUCUUUAAUUCAAAAAAUGUUACUACCUUUGGACUCAAAAAUGAAAUUCGAGAAUUACUUAUAUUACAUUCAGCUUUUACUUAUUAAAUACUCUAAUAGAAUUUCUACUGAAACAAAUUUGGAUAAAUUUAAAAAAGAAUCAUGUACUAACCAAUUACAGGAUUGUACCUUUUUACUAUUGAGUUUAAACUUACCAAAUAUAAUUAUCAGCUUUGAAGAUCAUAUAAAUAUACUGCUAAGAGAAUAUAAACAGCAUCCAAUACUACUAUCAAUCCAAGUUGUAUUGCAAAAAUUAGGUAUAAUGAAAUUAUUUAAUAUCAAUAUAGUUGUAGUUAUUGUAUAUAUUGAACUUAUAUUAGUACGAUGUGAGCCAUGGCAACUUUAUAUUAAAGAGGGUAGACAUCUAAACUUAAAUAUUGAAAAUUCUCUAAUCUUGCAUAUUGAAAAACUGAAGAAUUGUUUAUUUAAAAUGAGGCGAUAUCAGAUAGAUUCAUGGGAAUUACUACUGGAGGAUGUUCAUGAGUACUUUGACAACUCGGCAUCUUUGUGGUUUGGGAAGUUAUUGACUAUUAUUUUAGAUCAGUACAAGCAAUUUGAUACCCUAUGUAAAAUUCCAGAUAUUGUAUCUGAAGAGCAUUACAUAGAUCAUAUUAAAACAGUUGGAUCCAAGUUCUCUUGUUACUCUUUAUUAUCUGAUAAAAAAGAAAGCUUCAAUUUGAAUAAGUCUUCAUCAAUGUGGAAAACAUAUAAUUUACUAUUAGACUAUUUGAUAUAUUCUCCUAUCGGUGAAUAUAAAUUAAGGCUUGAAUCAAUGGAAUAUUUGCAGUCCGUUAUAUUUGAGCUUAAUAUAAACAAAGAUAUGAACAAAGGAAACUUACAUAAAAGCCAUUUAUAUAAUAUACCUAGUUCUUUAAACUCAAGUAUGUUUUUAACACUAACAAGAGUUAUUGAAAUUGGAAAAUUUUGGAAAAGUUAUAUAUUAGGUAAUAUUGAAGAUAUACGCAAAAAUACAGAAGAUGAGAUUAAAAAUUUAGUAAAAUUAUUAACAUGGGAUAUUAAAGAUCAUUUAAAAAUUCGUCAAACAAUAGGAAAAACUCAAAAGCAAUUAAAGAAUCUAGCUGAGAAGUAUAAAGAAAAUUUAUCUAUAGUUUCCAAGAAUAUACUAUUUGGAAAUGAAUCUUUGGAAGAAACAAAUUUUAAUAGCACUAAAUUGAAAAUUUUACCAAAUUUAGAUUACUGGGUACAACUUAAAAUUAUAAAGGAUAAUGAGAUUAAACAAGAUAUUUCAGUAGAGACUAAUGAAUGUCAAGAUAAACUACUUUUAUCUAAAAUUGACAUUAAACUAGCAAUAAAUAUAUCAGACAGCAUUUGUGAUAUAAUGAAUAUACUAAUGGAUAUAAGUACGAGUAAAAUGGUUAAACGUAGGUAUUACAAAAUACUAAUGGACACAGAUAAAUAUAAAAUACCCAAACUAAUACCUAUUAACGAUUAUUAUAAUAUACUGCCGAAAUACUUUACUAGCUAUAUAUCACAAUCAAAUGAGUAUGAAAAUAAUAAUUUUAAUGAAAAAUAUGCACAAGAGUUGAAUAGCUUUAUGAGAUAUAAAUCCUCUAUUAUAUCACAUUUAUACAUAGAUACGAGAACUAUUGAAUAUAAUAAUGGCAUAUUGGAACGUCCAAGUUGUAUCCAACUAACAAAAAUAGCACUAGAUUCAUCCUUUAACGAAAUCAUGCAAGUAUAUACAUAUGAAAUUAGUAAAUUUGUUAGAUUGCCACUAUGUGAAGCUGUAAUGGUAUAUUCGAAACUAGUUGAAUAUUAUGCAGAUGGAAAAUAUCAGAUGAUGAAUAUUGAUCAAUCAUUGAUUCAAACUAAUAAAAUAUUUUCAUUGGGAUUAACUAUGAUUAAAGAUUGUAUAGAUUUAGAGAAUAUUUUUUUGCAUGAAAGUAUUCCAAAAUUGGCAUUAAUAUGUGAUAUAUUAACUUUAUUAGGCCAGAUUGAUGAUCUGAAAAGUAUUAGAGAUAUUUUGAAGCAGGACUAUGAAGAUGCAAGGAGCAAGGAUAACUGUAUUCAAGAUUUUGAACAGUAUUCUGAUGUUUCAAAAGAAAAUAUUUUUUAUUACAAGAAAUAUAGUAAUUUCGAUGAUAAUUUUGAUUGUCUUGGUAUAUCUAGGAAUCUUAAUUGUGCUGCGGAAUAUGAAGAAUCACUUCCACUUUACUGCUUUAUAAAGGAAUUUCUAAUUUUCGAUUAUCUCAAUUCUAUACUAAGUAUAAAGGAUAAAAUGAUUAAUUGUUUGGCAGUAAUACAAAAAAAUGUCGUUUGUAUGAAGAGAAAUAAUAAUUUGAAUGAGGAGCUGAUAAAUCAAGUAUUAUUUCAGGAUUAUAUACAUAAAGAUGAAGACCACAUAAAUAAAUCUGACAUGCCUUGCAAUUUGCAAGAUAAGGAAAGAGGGUUGAAAGAUAAUAAAUUCCAAAUUAUACAAUUGAAGAUAUUCAAAUUAUUUUCCAUAAUGGACAUAAUCUCAAGAUUUAUUUCUAGUACAUGUGAAUACCGUCUAAUUACAAAUCUAUACGGCUCAAGUGGAACUCAUCAUCACAAUAAAUUAGAUUAUUCUAAAGAAAGAUCUUUCAGUACUGAUAAACUAAUUGAAAAUGGUCAUUUACAAUCUAUCGAAGUAGAACAUUCAUUAAAUAGCAAUAAAGAAUCAGACUAUAACCACUUUUUCUAUAUUGCAAGAGUUCAGAUGCUAAAUUUAGUUUAUAUAUAUCACAAAACCAAAAUAACUAAGGAGAUGAGAGAAUGCAUUGAUAUUCUAAGAAAUUUGGAUGAAGAUUUACUGGGUAUUAUUAAUAUUAAUGACAUAUAUAGUGUGAAUUCAUAUAUUGAAGAAUUAUUACUAGAAAUGGAGUCUGUGCUUGUAAACAAAUCGAAAGAUUUUAAAUAUUCAUGUUUGGAUCUGAUAAGAGAAAUUGAUUUGGAAGAUAAAGAGAAGUCAAUAUCUUAUGGAGAGAUGAAUAAAUUAUUGAUACAAAUAAGUACAAAAAUUGUGACUAAUAUCAAACCUGACUACCUAGAACCAUUAUUUUGUGUUCGGUUAGGACCAAAAUCUAAUGAAACUAUACACAAAAUCCUUAAUUUAUAUAAAGAUAUUUUAUUGAAUUCAUUUAAUCUAGCUCAAGAGUUAAUGGGUAAAGUAUACAUUACAAACUACUUUGUAAAAGCUAUUUAUGUACUCUUUGAAACAAACUUUUUUAAUAUAUGUGAGAAAGAACAGGAAGAACAGGAUUAUAAAGAAAAAGAUAGCAGAGAUGAAUGGAUAGGUGGAACAGGUUUUGGUAAUAUUGAUAACAAUACCAAAGAAAAUGGAAAAGAUAUAUCGGAGGAAAUAGAGGAUAAUUCGAUACUAGAGGGUUUACAGCAAGAAAGUGAGAGUCUUUCUACAAAUAAUAAUAAUAACAAUAAUAAUGGUAUUGAAACUGGUCAGGAUUUCAAAGGUGAAUUGGAAGAUAUGCCUAGAAAUGAGAAUAAUAGUAAUUGUGAUGAGGAGCAGAAUACAAGUGAAGAGGAUAAUUUAGAUAGAAUAAUAGAUAGCGUUGACUUGAGUAAUGAUCAAAGCAAUAUAGAAGAUUCCAAGAAAAGUGAUGAAACCCAACAAUACAAAGACCAAACAUCAAGUAUUGAAACAGAGGGAAAUGAACUAAAUGAUAAUACAGAUAUUGUAGCUAAACAGGAUGAGAAGGAAGAUAUCAAUAAUGAGAAAACUCAGGAUCAAAGGAAGCAAGAGAAAUUAGAUGAAAGUAAUGAAACUGAAGGCAGAGCACAAAAUGCAUAUAGUGAUAACGAAGAAGGUGAGGAUUUUCAAUUUGAGACAGAAAAUAUACUUAGUUUGGAUACAAAAGAUGAGGGAAGUAAAGAAAAUGUUCAGGAAAAGAGCGAAUUUGAAUUUGAUACACAUGACAAUCCAGUUGAUGCUUCAUUAGAUGGUAAUUCUGUAGAUAAUGUUUCAAUAAAUGACUCAGUAAGUGAUAAGGAACAGAGUGAACAAGAAAAUAGUGAUAUAGAAAGAAAUAAUAGCACUCAUAUGGAAGCUCUAUUUGAAGAGUAUGAUGAAGGAUUAGACAAAAAAGAGCUGAAGCAUGAUGAUAUAAAUAAUAUAUCUGAAAAAAAGGAUGAAAGCUACAACUUUGAACAGCUAAUUUCUGGUGAACAGGAUAGCUUUAUUCAUGACAACUCUCAUGACUCUGUUAAUAAUAAAGAUAAAGCUAAUGGGAUUGCAGCACUAAAUGAAAAUUUAGAGGAUGAGAAUAAUAAUUCAUAUGGUGGCAAUCAAGUCAGAAGUAGUGGAGUUGAAGAUCCUAACAAUAAAUUAAAUCAAUUAGGCGUACAAAAUAAUACCUCUAUAUCAAGUGAGGUUCUACAAAAUGAAAGUUUUAAUAUAGAAGAUAAUCAAUCUAUAGAUAAUAUAGAUCCAACAUCUUCUCUUGAUGGUAAUUAUAAUUUAGGUGAAUCAACAAAUUCAACUCUAAGUAGUGCGUCAAGAUUUCCCCAGAUCCUUCCUAAUCCUUUAAUGAGCAAUAUAGAUGAAACUAAAUGGUUUAAAAAGAUACAAAGACUACUAAGUAUAACAGAUAACAAAGAUGAUGAAGAUAGAAAUGAAAGGCAAGAUGAUGAAAUAGUAACAGAUAAUUCUAGCAAAAACCUAAAUCCAGAUGAUAAUAAGGACUAUAUAUUUGAUAAAAAUGAUCAAGGUAAUACUAUUGGAUUAGCUUUAAGUGCUGAUACACAAGAAAUUAGUAAAGAUCUCCAGAAAGAAAAGGAGUCAGAUAUAAAACAAACAGAUAAUUAUAGCAACUUGGAAUCCAACGAAAGUAAAAAGUUUUCUGAUAAUAUCUUAAAAUUAGAUGACAAUAAAGUUGAUAUCUUCAAUAGAAAGUCUGAUUAUGAAGUAAACCAAGAAAAUGAGAAAUCCAAUAUAGAAAGGAAUGAAAAAAGUGAGGUUUCUUGUGAUAAUUAUCUGAGUAAGUUAAAUGAUGAACUGUUAAAUAAUAUUGAAAACGAUCUUCAUCCUAAAAAUACUCAAAAUGUUGUAAAGGAAUCAAUACAAAACUUUGUUUCUAGUGACAAUACAUUGAAAUAUGAUAUAUAUAAUCAAGAAGAUCAAAUCCAAAAACUAAAUAGUUCCAGUAAUCUUACAAUUUUAUGGACUCAAAUUGAGCGUGAGAUAGUUCCAAUAGUCAAUUCACUGACUAAUCAGCUAAGAAUAAUACUAGAACCUACUGUGCGUGGUAAAAUGCAAGGUGACUUUAAAACAGGUAAACGUUUGUCUAUGAAGAAGGUCAUUGCAUAUAUAGCUUCAGAUUAUCGUAAAGACAAAAUAUGGCUCAGAAGAACUAAACCGAAUAAACGUGAAUUCAAUGUUUUGUUAUGUGUGGACAACUCUAAAAGUAUGACUAUCUCUAGAAAUCAGAAUAUAGCAAUCAAAUCUUUAUUUAUUAUUUUGCAAUCACUAAAUAGAUUGGAGGUUGGUAACUUUGGAGUCUGUUCAUUUGGUGGAGAUACUGUAAGAGAAAUUUUACCACUUAAUAGUAGAUUUACAACUAAUGAUGCUACACAGUUGUUAGAAUCAUUCAAAUUUAAUGAAGAGUCUUUUGAUUCACAUCAGAAUAGCUUGCCUUAUUUGUUGAAGAAAGCUACAGAGUUGUUGAGAGAUAAAUCAAGGACUAAUUUGAGUAAACAAUGUCAUGAGUUAAUGAUUAUUAUUACAGAUGGUAGAUUUAAUAAGCAAAAAUCUAAGAUAUGGACUGAGGAUGGAAAGAUGAAAGUUGAACCAUAUUUAGAAAACUUUCCCUUUCCAUAUUAUUCAAUUAUACAAGAUACAAGGAGAAUUCCAAAUGUCCUAUGUGAUUUGCUUAAGCAAUGGUUUGAAAUACUGUGCAAGUGA